This is a messenger RNA of Talaromyces proteolyticus, 1239 nucleotides long. RefSeq names its product queuine tRNA-ribosyltransferase. The record is from RefSeq and is a predicted model, not a curated record. NCBI's taxonomy places the organism in Eukaryota, Fungi, Ascomycota, Eurotiomycetes, Eurotiales, Trichocomaceae. Gene Ontology annotation, cellular component: cytosol. The transcript is spliced from 8 exons. Gene Ontology annotation, molecular function: tRNA-guanosine(34) queuine transglycosylase activity. Bases 1 to 1239 code for a protein of 412 amino acids.
AUGUCGACGGAUAUAAAAAAGGCGUUUAAGGCGAUGCCCUCGGCAUUAACGUUUGAUCUACAUGCUAAAUGUUCUACUACCAAAGCCCGGGCUAGUACGCUUCAUCUCCCACAUGGAUCAGUGCCGUUGCCGGUUUUCAUGCCUGUCGCUACGCAGGCGUCUCUCAAGGGCUUGACGUAUGAUCAACUCAAGGAUACGGGUUGUAUGUUGUGUCUAAACAAUACAUAUCAUCUGGGUCUUAAGCCUGGCCAGGCAAUAUUAGAUCAUGUUGGCGGCGCGCAUAAGCUACAAGGCUGGGAUAGGAAUAUUUUGACGGAUAGCGGUGGAUUCCAAAUGGUCUCUCUAUUAAAACUUGCCAAGGUUACCGAAGAAGGAGUUCGGUUUUUGAGUCCUCAUGACGGAACCCCAAUGCUUCUUACUCCAGAGCACUCGAUCUCGUUGCAAAAUUCUAUUGGGUCUGAUAUUAUUAUGCAGCUAGACGAUGUCAUUGCCACCACCACACCUGACCCCACAAGAAUGAAAGAAGCCAUGGAGCGCUCGGUACGCUGGCUAGAUCGGUGUAUAGAAGCCCACAAAUACCCUGGGCGACAAAACCUAUUCUGCAUUAUCCAGGGUGGUCUUGAUCUUGAUUUGCGCCGACAAUGUUGCGAGGAGAUGGUCGCGCGAGAAACUCCGGGUAUUGCAAUUGGUGGUUUGUCUGGAGGCGAGGCCAAAGCGGAAUAUUGCAAAGUGGUUGACACGUGCACCGGUCUGCUACCUGACCACAAGCCACGAUAUGUGAUGGGAGUGGGGUAUCCCGAGGAUCUCGUUGUAUCUGUUGCACUCGGAGCAGACAUGUUCGACUGUGUCUGGCCGACUCGAACCGCCCGCUUCGGUAACGCAAUCACGCCUUAUGGCGUCCUCAAUCUCCGCCACAAUUCCUACAUGAACGACUUUUCACCGAUUCAAGAAGGCUGUAAAUGCCCGUGCUGCCGGCCAAAGUCCGAGGGCGGCCUCGGUAUAACAAAGGCGUAUUGCCAUCACCUCGCAGCAAAGGAAACCGUUGGAGCGCAUUUACUUACAAUGCACAAUGUUCAAUACCAGCUCUCUCUCAUGGAUUCUAUCAGAGAGGCUAUCCUUGAGGAUCGUUACCCUGCUUUUUUGCUAGACUUUUUUGAUAAGUAUUACGGAUCUCGGUUGAAGUCUCCGCAGUGGGCGGUGGAUGCUCUGCGUGGUGUAGGCGUGGAUCUUUUCGCUUAG